Penicillium cinerascens is the source of this 1566-nucleotide messenger RNA. RefSeq names its product putative integral membrane protein Pth11-like. Lineage: Eukaryota; Fungi; Ascomycota; Eurotiomycetes; Eurotiales; Aspergillaceae. Bases 1 to 1566 code for a protein of 521 amino acids. The record is from RefSeq and is a predicted model, not a curated record. The transcript has 2 exons.
AUGGAGCCGCGAGGCCUCUUUUCCCAGGUUCCCCCCGAUUAUGAGUCUCGAACGCAGAUCAACCCGACUCUGUUGAUGAGCUGGUGGGCAACGGGCUUCUCACUGGCUAUCAUCGUUGUCCGACUAUGUGGUCGCUAUGUCCGUCUCGAGCGCUUCUUUCCCGAGGACAAGGUCAUGGUGCUCAGCAUAAUACCCCUGGUCAUUCGGAUGCUCCUGGUACAUUUCGUCUUGAUCUACGGCACGAACAAUGUCCAAACCGACGGUUUGACGGCGGAGGAGAUAUCAAGGAGGGAGAUUGGUAGCAAGCUGGUGUUGGUGGCUCGGAUAUUUUACGCGAUCUUUAUCUGGAUGGCCAAACUGACCGUCUGUGAAUUCCUCGAGCGAGUCACCGGUAUGGUCUGGCGCCGCUCCGUCGCCAUCUUCCUACGCUUCAUCCACUUCUUUCUCAUAUCUACGCUGGUUGCUGUGGUCAUCGCGACGCUGGCCGAGUGUCAGCCCUUCGAUCACUACUACCAGGUUCGCCCUGAUCCCGGGCUCAACUGUCGCUCGGGCUACGCCAACCUCAUCACCAUGGGCACUUGCGAUGUCAUCACCGAUCUUCUCCUCGUCGCCUUCCCCGUCCCGAUAAUACUCUUGGCUCAUAUGCCUAUGAAGCGCAAGCUCGGCCUCGUCGUCCUGUUCUGCCUCUCCCUGGGCUUGGUUGCCAUCACCUGCUAUCGAGUCCCAUCCGUCAUCUACCAUAACGGAGCCCAACCGUACCGCUCCCUCAUCGCAUCCCUCGAAAUCCUAGCCGCAACAGCCGUCUCGAACGUGGUCGUCAUCGGCUCCUUUGUCCGCGACCGCGGCGUCAAGAAACUGAAGUAUAAACGCACCCAGGGCUCUGCAUCGGUCACCGAAAGCAUGGAUACAAGCUCCGUCCGUCGCAACACCCUCAUGCAACACCAGUGGGGCAGCGACUCGGACCUCGCUGCGGGCGUGGGUAUCCGCUUGGACCCCAAGCUCCAUCCCUCCGUUCCAUCACCUGCUACUGCCAUGGUCGCCCCUCCUCUUCCCCUCAACGUGGCACGUACCGGGUCUAUAGACCCAUCGUGGUCAUUCCAACAGGGCCGUUCUUCCGACGACCGUAUCUCAGCUGACGACAGCCUCGACUUGAAAAUCAGCCCUCAUGAAUAUAUCAAGACGAACAAGCCUUGCGAGUCACCUCCUACCCCGGCAUCCCUCUCACGCCAGGUAUCCUUCUUCGAUGUGGGCGGUCUGUUGAAUCAAGAUCUACCACAGCCCCGUACUGAUACACGCCGUUCGCAUACGGCCGUCUCUUCGCCCGCUAAUACUGAAACCCAACGGAUCCGUCGUGGAAACAGGGCUUUCCUCGAGGAUCUUGGUGUUCUCUCACCGCGUAGUACUACAUCUGCUACCCCGGCACGUUUAUCAUCACCUGCGGCGCCGGGUAAUACCCAUACUCUUCCAUCCUACCGAGCUUCACCCGACGUCUCACUUAGUGUGGAUGUGGACGUCGAACUACAGGACGUCGGUGGGCUUUUAUCUUCAAGGCAUAAUAACGUCUGA